Molecule: messenger RNA, 2028 nt
Organism: Seminavis robusta
Lineage: Eukaryota; Bacillariophyta; Bacillariophyceae; Naviculales; Naviculaceae
Source: the annotation of a GenBank genome assembly
CUUUCGUUCUGCGCGACCCCCUUAUCCUGUCCCACCAAGCCACCUUCCACCUCUCCGCUCACAACUUACAAAAGAGUGCUUUGUAGUGCCAUAGAAUUCACCAAGGACCAUGAAUCUAGCCACUACGUUUGAUGAACCUGCGCCGGUGUCGCCAGACCAUGAGCCGAUGAUGUUUGACGCGGAUGCUUUGACUGACGAGGCGUUCGCAUCGUUGGACUCUGAUUUUGGUGACGAGGAGUACGAUGCUGAUGAGCACGGGUCUGCAUUCAACCUGAGCGAAGCUGAGGCGGCAAUGCUCGGGAUAACCUUCUCGGCGCCCAAAGAUCCUGGCACUGUUGCUUCUGCCAUGGAUGCAAAGGAUAAGGCAGGAAAGAUGACACAGCACGCCGCUGACUUGAUUGCCGACUCACUGAAGGCACUGCCAAUGAAGGAACGAGAGCAGAUUGUGAAGGAGCUUUAUGGAAUCGCCGACACUUUUCCACCUCCCAAAUAUGGAAGCAACUCAGAAUCCACAAGUCAGUACACACCACAAGAUGAAGAUGAUCCCAUUUUCAUUGGGCACAAACUGAAAGAGAUGGAGGAGCAGCUGAAAAAAAUCAGAGCUGUUUCAGCGUGGAACCUCCGCAUUGCGGCCAUUGAACUAGCCGAGUCACAAAACCCUGAGUAUGUUCAAAAUGCCAAGUUUCGAUUGAAAUUCAUUCGAACGGAACGAUAUGAUGUCAGGCGAGCUGCUGCUCGCUUUAUUCGGUUUUUUGAUUUGAAGAUGGAACUUUUUGGUGCGGAAGCAUUGACGAGGCCCAUCACCCUAAAAGACUUGAAGCCAGGAGAUCGUGAGAUGCUGAAGAAAGGUUACAUUCAACGGCUGCCAGUUCGAGAUCGAGCAGGAAGAGCUAUUUAUGCCAGCCUCUACAAUGGACAAACUUACGAUACCCCUGAGAGCCUUGUUCGCAUAUACUUCUAUGUGGCCUGCACGGAUGAGGAAACUGACAAGCGUGGGACCAUCAGUGUCUUCUUCAAGCUGCAGGAUAUUCAGUACAAAAGCUGCAGCCGUGCCUUUGGUGGUUGCCUGUACACAGGUAGACUUGCCACAGACCUUCCCUUUAGGGCUGAUUUCGUCCACAAGUUCCUUGAGAAUGAAGAUUCCUCAGACCUUGGAACAAAAAUGAUGCAUAAGGUGGUAGACUAUGUCAUUGGGAUCAUGGUGCCAGAAAUAAAGGUCAGGACUAGAAUUCACCAUGGUACUUAUGAUGAUUGGGCCAAAGAAUUGAUGUCGUAUGGAAUUCCACACGAUUUGAUCCCUUUUACAUACAACUGCAAAAUCAAGACCAAGAAUCACCAGGAGUACCUAGCAAUGCGAUCCAAGGCGGAGGAAAUCAUAGCACAAGACCCUUCCACCAAUCCAGACACUUUGAUUGACCUUCCCACCCGAAGUGAUGUACUGCUAGGAAAGGGGAAACCGAUUCAGUUUUCAAGCGGCAAUCAACGACUCAUGACCAUCAUUGAUGGGUAUUUGGACCAGUACCACAACCAUUGCUCCAAGCAGGAGAAGACUGAAUUGACGUUUGAAAUUGUGCGCAUGCUCAAAGAUAGUGGGGUGAGGUUUCUUUCUAAGGAUAGUGGAAUUUGGCUUGAAGUGUCGGAUGAGUUGGCUCGAGGAAAGAUCAGCUACAUGUUCCGGCACCAACGGGGAAGGACCCCUACAACCAACGGUGCAACAGGGCUGGUACGUCCUGCACCUGCCGGUGAGGAGUUGAAGACAGGCAUUACAGACUCGAAUGAUACAAAGCGCAUCAAGGUGGGUGUAUAGAAGAACCAAUGCUGAGAUGCUGGUGAUAACAACAUGACAGAAACUUGGCUAGGGACAACUUGGGAAGUACUACCGGUAGGAGGGUCAGUUGCUUGUGAGAUGGCCCAAAGUUAUUAUAGGGGUACCGUAACAUGUUGUGCAUAGAUAUGGAGGUUUUGGCGCUUCCGUCAGCCAGUCACAUGGCCUGUUGGGACAUAGAUCGCACACUGUUAGUUUGCCAG